Molecule: messenger RNA, 5598 nt
Organism: Papilio machaon (common yellow swallowtail)
Lineage: Eukaryota; Metazoa; Arthropoda; Insecta; Lepidoptera; Papilionidae
Gene: Sin3A
Product: paired amphipathic helix protein Sin3a
Exons: 27
Coding region: 1-4818 (1605 amino acids)
Biological process (GO): negative regulation of transcription by RNA polymerase II
Cellular component (GO): chromatin
Molecular function (GO): transcription corepressor activity
Source: RefSeq, a predicted model, not a curated record
AUGUUGCCGUACUUGGCGGCGCUGCUGUGCUGCGCCUUUCGCCAUGCGGCGACCGGCUCCGGCUCGGGCUCGCGAACUGGCGAUCGCUUUCAGUCAGUCAGUGACGCGGCUCGGAGCUCGACGUUCUUGCGAAGCGCCAACUUAAUUCUGCGCUCGAGUGAGAUGCUCCUGCGAGUGCGAGAGAGACGGUGGAGUCCGAGUGAGACAUUCGCGCGAGACUGGGACGGUGACAUGGCGGUGUCGCAACCUCGCCCACCUGACUGUGUUGACGCCGUGCUCAAAAAAGUUGCGCCGUUGCGCUAUUUAGAGGCGCACGAAUGUGCACGCUACACCGCGUGUGAUGGGCGCACAAUGAGCGGUCUGAUGAAGCGCACGGGCGGCCGCCUCGGCCCCGACGAGACCGCCCCCCCGCACUCGGCCCCGCACGUGCAGCAGGCGGCCACCACCAUGCACUCCUUGGCGCAAGCGGCAGCGCAGCCGCAGAUCAUCGGAGUGUCGUCCUCUGGCGGCGUGGGUGUGGGCGUGGGCGGCAUGGUGCCCGUGGGCGGGGGCUUCGCACGCGCCUCGCGCCCCGCCGCGCCCGUCAUCAACUACCACCUGAAAGCGGGCGUGCAGUACGGCGCCCACAAGCCGCCGGCGCAGCAACCGCCGCAGCCGCCGCAGCCGCCGCGCCUCCGGGUGGCGCACGCGCCGACGCCGCUGGGGCGGCAGUCGCCGGGUGCGGUGGGCGGCGUGCCGGGGGGCGCGGCGCCGGGCGGGCCGGGGGUCGCGCCGGGUGCGGCGGGGGGCCCGGGAGCACCCGGCGCACAGUUCCAGCGGCUCAAGGUGGAGGACGCGCUGUCGUACCUCGACCAGGUCAAGUUCAAGUUCAGCACGCAGCCGCAAGUGUACAACGACUUCCUCGACAUCAUGAAGGAAUUUAAGAGCCAGACCAUCGACACGCCGGGCGUCAUCAAGCGCGUCUCCAACCUGUUCAAGGGGCACCCGGAACUGAUCGUAGGCUUCAACACCUUCCUGCCGCCCGGGUACAAGAUAGAGGUGCAGAGCAACGGCCAGGUGUCGGUGUCGAUGCCGUCUCCGACGGGGCUGGGCGGCGUGGGCGUAGGCAGCGUGGGAGGAGUGGGCGUGGCCAGCGUGAGCAGCGUGGGCGUGGGCGGCGGAAUGGUGCUGGGCGUGACGCACUCGUCUCAGCCGCAGCUGCUGCACCUGCUGCCCGUGCAACCGUCUGUGGGCGGCGCCAUCGUGCACAACAUGACGGUGAGCGCGCCCGCAGCCAACACGCUGCACCACAUCUCACAGGCGCAUCAGCAGAUCGAGGCCGCCUCCAUACACCACAACCAAGGGUGCGGCGGGGGCGCGCACGCCGCGGCCGCGGGACAGCCCGUAGAGUUCAACCACGCCAUAGAGUACGUCAACAAGAUCAAGUCGCGGUUCUCGAGGCAGCCGGACAAGUACAAGAGGUUCCUGGAGAUCCUGCACGCGUACCAGCGCGGCCACCGCGACGUGAAGGAGCCGCAGGCGCGACAGCAGACCGAGCAGGAGGUGUACUCGCAGGUGGCGAAGCUGUUUGAGAACCAGGAGGACCUGCUGGCGGAGUUCGGGCAGUUCCUGCCGGACGCCAAGGCGGUGACGAAGCCGGCGCAGUACGCGCUGCACUCGGCGCACCCCCCGCACCCCCCGCACGCGCGCUCCCCGCUCUCGCCGCCGCCGCCGCCGCCGCCGCAUGCCGCGCAGAUGGAGAGCGAACGGUUUGCGGCGACCUCCCCGCAGCCCGGAGCACCCCACACUUCGCCCGCGCACCCCGCGCUUGCGCACGCUCACGCGCCGCUGCCCGCGCACGCCCCGCACCCCGCGCACCCCGCGCCCACUGCGCCCGCUGCCCCGGUUCUGAAGCACCCGACGUCCGUCAGCGUGCCGGUUCCGCCUCCUCAGCAUCAUCAUUUAAAAAGAUCACCGAGUUUCACUUCUACCAGUCAAAUCGCUGGCACUCCCGCAGGGUCGGGCGCUCCACCCAGCAAGAAGCCGCGCUGCAGCUCGGGCACGCCGCCGGGUGCGGGCGCGGGCGGUGCGGGCGCGGGCGGUGCGGGCGCGGGCGCGGGCGCGCUGCGCGACGUGUCGUACGCGGAGGCGGCCAAGCUGGCCACCGCGCAGGACUACAGCUUCUUUGACCGCGCGCGCAAGGCGCUCCGCUCGCAGCAGGUCUACGACAACUUUCUCAGAUGCCUGCUGCUGUUCACCAACGAGAUAAUCUCGUCGUCGGAGCUCGUGUCGGUGACGGGGCCGUUCCUGUGCCGGCAUCCCGAGCUGCAAAAGUGGCUGCAGGACUUCGUGGGCCCCGCCUCGCCCUCGCCGCCGCACACGCCCACCGCGCCGCCGCCCGCGCCUCUGCACGCCCACGCCCCGUACGCGGCGACGGGCGGGGCGGCGGGCGGCGCGGCGGGCGGGGCGACGGGUCCGCUGCUGGGCUACGCGCGCGAUCGCCUCGGCGACGGCAAACUGCGCUACGAGCCGCCGCAGCUGCGCAACGAGCGCGCGCAGGGAGACGCCGCUAUGGAUAUAGACCUGACGACGUGCAAGCGGCUGGGCACCUCGUACUGUGCGCUGCCGCGGGACGCCGCCGCACGCCGCUGCUCGGGCCGCACGCCGCUCUGCAAGGAGGUGCUCAACGACACCUGGGUGUCCAUACCGACGUGGAGCGAGGAUUCCACCUUCGUCACCUCCCGCAAGACGCAGUACGAAGAGUACAUUUACAGAUGCGAGGACGAGCGCUUUGAGCUGGACGUGGUGAUCGAGACGAACGCGGCCACCAUCCGUGUGCUGGAGGGCGUGCAGAAGAAGAUGUCGCGCAUGGCGCCCGAGGACGCCGCAAAGUACCGCCUCGACGAUUGCCUCGGCGGACACUCGCCCACCAUCCACCAGCGAGCGCUGCGCCGCAUAUACGGUGAUAAGGUGGCGGUGGACAUCAUCGCCGGCCUCAAGAAGAACCCCGUGGUGGCGGUGCCCGUGGUGCUGCGCAGACUCAAGGCCAAGGAGGAGGAGUGGCGCGAGGCGCAAAAGGGCUUCAACAAGCAGUGGCGCGAGCAGAAUGAAAAGUAUUAUCUCAAGUCGCUGGACCACCAGGGCAUCAACUUCAAGCAGAACGACCUGAAGGCCAUGCGCUCCAAGUCGCUGUUCAACGAGGUGGAGGCUGCGUAUGCCGCGCGCCGUCCCGCGCCCCAUCUCGUCGUCGACUAUCAGAUGCAGUCGCGACAGGAAGCCAUCAAGAUCCUGCGCGAUGCGGCCGAGCUGCUGAUCCACCACGCGCGCCGGCAGACCGGCAUUCAGAAGGCGGAGAAGCGGCGCAUAAAGCAGCUGCUGCGCCAUCUGCUGCCUGAUCUGUUCGCGCACCCGCGCCAGCCGCUCUCAGAUGACGAGCGCGACGAAGAGGACAAGGAGGAGGCCGCCAGCCCGGCCCAGCGCGACGACAGGCCCGCGCCCGCAGCGCCUGCCCCGCCCGCAGCGCCCGCAGCGCCCGCCAGCAAGCCCGACAAGCACGAGUCGUCGGAGUCCGACAACGCUUCCGACAAGAGCAGCAGAAACAACAAGAACGACAAAGAGAACAAGCCCAAGAACAACAACAUGGAGAGCAAAGAGGGCGGCGGCGGCGGCGUGAAGCGCAGCUCCAGCCUCGAGGAGCCCCUCGCCGUCAAGCCGGAGCCCGACCUCAGACCCGAUGAGCCGGAGGACGACUACAAGGACUAUCCGCCCAAUGAGGCGCGGUUCGUGUGCACGUCCUCGUGGUACCUGUUCCUGCGGCUGCACGGCGUGCUGUGUGCGCGGCUGGGCGCGGCGCGGCGUGCGGCGGCCGCGCUGGCGGAGGCGGGCGGGGCCGGGGGCGGGGGCGGUGGCACGGCGGCGGCGGCGGCGCUGCGCCUGCGCCCCUGCAACCUGCCGCCCGAGGCCGCGGAGCCGCGUCACUACUACGGCGCGCUGCUGGAGCUGGUGCGAGCCGUGCUGGAUGGCAACACGGAGCCCGCCGCCUACGAGGACGCGGCGCGCGAGAUGCUCGGCAUCAAGGCGUACCCCGCAUACACGCUCGACAAGGUCGUCUCCAUCGCCGUCAGGCAGCUGCAGCACUGCGCCUCGGAGCCGUGGUCGGUGCGCGCGGCGGAGCUGGCGGCGCGCGGGAUGCGAGCGGGCGCCGGCUACGUGCGCCGCGCGGCCCGCUACCUGCGCCAGGACCACACCGCCUUCCUCGUGCGCGUCUACGGCGGAGACGAGUGCAAGGUGACAUUCGAGUUGCUGGAGGGCGGCGCCGAGGGUCGCGCCUCCCCUCACCGCGACGUGGCGCGCCUCUCGCCGCCCGCGACCGCCCGCCCGCGCGACCCCCUGCCCGCCGGGGUCGCGCGCGUCGCCGCCUGGUCGCUGUACGCGGAGAGGUACGCGCGACCCGACGCGACCCCUCCGCCCCCGCCGCCGACCGCGCACCGACACAAGCCCGUCUUCCUGCGCCGCAACGCGCGCCGCGCGGGCGCCGCGCCCUCCGCCAGCGCCGCGCCCUGCGCCCCACCCGCGCCGUCUUCCGCCCCCGCCCCCGCCCCCGCCCCAGCCCCGGCCCCGGCCCCGCGGCGCCGCAAGCCUGCGCGUCUGCACGACCAGUCUGAGUGCACGCUGGCCGGCGGCGUGCGGCUGGUGGCGCGGCGGGCGCACGUCGCAUACCGCGCCGGCAGUCUGGCCGCCGCGCGCGCCUCGCACCCGCGUCUGCACGCCGCAAGGCGCGCCCGCUUCAGAGCCUGGCUGCGCCGACAUCUGCGCCCGCCGCAACCCCCACACACAUAACUACCCCCUCGCACCAUCGCCUCGGAGCUGCGAACUACCAAAACAUCAACUGUGAUUGAUCUUUUAAAGUUUUGAUGUAGUCAUUCAAGUGAGAAAGGACAAUAUUACGAUAACUCGUUAGUCAUCGUAUUUAAUGAUGAUGAAGUCAAACUGACUCCGAGCGAUGCAUCCAUUUGAAUUGGUGAUAGUAAUUGGUGUUUACGUGAGUAAAAACAGAGACGUGAAAUGUGCCAGCGUUUAAGGAUAACAUUAAUUUCAUUAUUAAAUACAUUUGGUAAAAGUUGAUACGAAUAAGUAAAUUCAUUCCGACAUUUGGCUCGAAAUCUGCUUCUAAGUAAAUAUUGAAGUAGAACCGAGGUACAAUUUCCAUGUAUAUAUUAACGUACAAUUUUUGUACGACUUGUUUAGCAAGUAUCAGCUAAUUACACUUUCUUUUUCUUUUGAUGCUCUUUUUGCCUUAAUUGAAUCAUAAAUAUGAGGAAUCAUUUGAUUGUGUUGUGUUCGGGGCGAUGUUGUGAUGUCGGCGUUCUCUCGAAUACUUAGUGAUUGUUGUAUAUAAAAGCGUCGUGUGUGAGCGAGAGUGUGCGGCAAUGUGCGGCACUGUGCGGCAGUGUGCGGCAAUGUGCGGCAAUGUGCGGCACUGUGCGGGAGUGUGCGGGAGACAGCCGGCGGCCGCGCGCCGCGUUCUAGUGGCCGCGGCGGCUGCAAUAACACGAGGACUCCUUGUUCAAUGUAAAAAAACCUUACUUGACAGAAGUAAUAAAUAUUAUAUAUUUGUAA